Molecule: messenger RNA, 1528 nt
Organism: Bolinopsis microptera
Lineage: Eukaryota; Metazoa; Ctenophora; Tentaculata; Lobata; Bolinopsidae
Exons: 9
Biological process (GO): response to oxidative stress
Molecular function (GO): glutathione peroxidase activity
Source: RefSeq, a predicted model, not a curated record
GGUUAUUAAGUUCUUUUUUGUCAUGAGAUUGGCAAGGUUUGGAGCUGCAGUCUUUAGACCUCCGUUGAUGAGUUGUUCUGCAGGCGGAAAAGCCGCUUGCGGGGGCGAUCCUAACUCAACAUCAGGAUAUCUCAAAAAGAAAGGAUUUGUUGAUGUGGACAGAUACUAUAGUAUAAAAAAGGGGGAUCCUCAUAUGUACUGCUACAAAGAUGAAUCUCAGACAUGGAGAGCAGUGGAGAAGAUAAACCUGUCAACCUCGAAAGUUUUAACUGACUUUGGGAUGAGCCCUCCAGCACUGCUGAUCGAGGAGGAAGCUACUAAUUCCAAGUGGUUGCUGCAGACGGGUGAUGAAGGUGAGAUAUUGCCCUGGCUCAAGUCUAUGGAGCAAAGUGGAGUUCAAUGUCUGGAACCUCAGGAGAAGAUCUGCGACCAGGCAGAAUGUGCCAGUAACAUCUACGAUUUCGAAGUCGGAGAUAUUGAUGGCAGUAAUGUGAAACUCGACAAAUACAAGGGGUACGUGACGUUAGUAGUUAACGUGGCGUCAGAAUGAGGAUUAACAGAAUUGAACUACACACAGCUACAGCAAAUUUACAGCGAAUACCAGGAAAAGGGUUUACGGAUCCUGGCCUUCCCUUGCAACCAGUUCGGAAAACAGGAGCCCGGUAAUCAUGAUGAGAUAAUAGAGUUUGUUUCUAAGUACGGGGUUACAUUUGACUUGUUCGGUAAAGUGGAAGUUAACGGACCUAACGCCACUCCUCUUUAUCAGUACCUAAAGAGCAGAGUAUCAGGAUCCCUGGGAUCUCUAGUUCGGUGGAACUUCCAGAAGUUUCUGAUAGACAGGAAUGGGGUUCCCAAGUUCAGAUACGAGCCGAAUGUUUCUCCGCAGACUAUACUCCAGGAUAUAAAGAAGCUUCUUUAAUGGCUGAUAAAACAUUGUAUUGAUUGUAAAUGUUUUUUUUGUGAGGGGGAAAUCCUAAUUCAUUCAUUUCAUAAUUAAUUGAAUCAUUUAGUAAACUUGUCAGAUUGAGGUUCGUAAAUUAUUAGUAGUCGUUAAAAUCCUCAUGAAACUGGGAUCCCCCAAACCAAAAAAAAUAAUUCCUAAAUCCCCGAACUUAUUUGAACCUGGUAAAAGGUUAUUUUAUUUCUGGUUGCAACAAAAAAUUUUCUGCUGUAAACAAAUCUGAAACGUGUAGUUCAAACCCGGUGCGGGACCUCUGAUUGGAAAUGUCUGUGUUUGCUGUUUUUGCUGUGCGGCAAUCACGUGACUUCUUUUUGGACCCCGCAAAAUCUCCUACAAUCUGCAUGUGUACUUGUCGCGCUGUUGCCAUAGCAAUGGGCACGCUUGUUGCACAUGUAUUUUGUGGAUGACGGUGGCUCUGAAACCGAAUUAUCGGAGGAGUCGACUUGAUGUGGAGAUUUUAUUUUAUAAUAUACUGUACAAAGUUAUUAAUAGAAUUAGAUUAUAACGUUGAUCCCGUUAAAAAUUAAUUAAUGAUACAAUUUCGAUAAUAUUUGAAAUUUCGAAUCA